This is a messenger RNA of Fusarium odoratissimum NRRL 54006, 3696 nucleotides long. RefSeq lists its product as uncharacterized. The coding region runs from base 1 to 3696 and encodes 1231 amino acids. NCBI's taxonomy places the organism in Eukaryota, Fungi, Ascomycota, Sordariomycetes, Hypocreales, Nectriaceae. The record is from RefSeq and is a predicted model, not a curated record. The transcript has a single exon.
AUGGGCAUCUAUCCAGGAGGCAAGAGUACACGCAUAGACUCUCCUCGCCAUCUAACAAUACGGCACUCUCGCCGCGUUGUCGCCGCCAAUCGCGCUGACGCCCGUCUCAACGCUUUCCAGUCUGUGGCCGUCCUCGCAGACGGCAAGGUCGUCGAGGAUGAGAUUGAGCCAUUGCCCCCAGGCGAACAAAAGCUGAAUUCAUUCUGGGCCCCAGGCAUCGAAGCGGGCCCCAAACACAUCAUCUCAGUAAAGCAAACCAUCCAAGCAAACGGCGAACAACUCAACUUGGAGGCAGAGCAGCCUUUCUACGUUGAUGCACCGCAGUUCUCCCUGCCGGAUGGAAGCGUCCACUCUACGUAUCCUCCAGCAGGCUACAGCGAUGAUCAUAGAAUCCUGCCGCAUGUCGUCUUGACAGAUCCGCACCUCCCGUGGGAGAGGUUGGGAAGUCCAAAGGGCGGGACCAACAUGGAUCUCAAGGCGCAGAUGAAGAGAGUAGCCUUGGGCGCGGAUAAGGCAAGCAGCAUACCGCGCAACCGUGUACCAUGGCUUGUCGUGCUUGCAUUUUCCCAAGACGAGCUUCGACUGCCCCCGGAGGAUCUAGAGGGUGCAGGCAGUAUCUUCAGCGGUACUAGCGAUGGCGUUCUCAAGCCCGUCAAGCAGUCAUCUACAAUGACAGUCAACAUGAGCAUCGAUGACUUGUGGAAGCUAAAGUCUGAUGUGACAACACCAAUCACUGACAGACUCGGACCACCUUCUAUGAAAGAUAGCCGUGGGGACUUCAUCUUCGUACAGCCAGGGCUGUUCACCAGUCUCUUCUCGACAUUUGACGAUAAGGGUAAUCGAGUCAAGGGCAGUGGGCCGGAUACAUCACAGUACAAAUACCUUUCCCACGUGCGCAAGAUCAACGGCUCUGGAAUGGCUCUCGCUGGUGUUGAGGACACAGCUGUCUUUAGCAUCGUCGUCGGCAACAGAUCGGGACCGCUUGACAACGUCAUUCCAACCACCAUGUGCGCACAUCUAGUAUCCAUCGAAGGCGUGGAGGCCAUGAGCUAUCCGGGCCAGAACCACCGCUAUGUUGCCCUCUGCUCCCUUUAUAGCUGGAACUAUACAGUCCUCCCGCCAAAUACACUCAACGUACCAGAUGCUUUUGAGAAUCUGGGUCGCACUCUCGAUGUGUUGCGAGCCCCGGAUGAAGUCAUAGCGCCUCUGAAAGCGUCUGCAGACAAAGCCCAGCAGCUUGUUGGUCGCCGUCUGAGCGAUGGUUAUACCUUGGUCAAAUACCGCGUUCAAACAGGCGAGGCAACUGUAGCGCUGUAUCGAGGUCCUUUCACUCCCACUUACGUGCCUACCUUGGAGCAUCUGACCAAGUGCUCAACCUCGGGCGUGGACUUGCAAAUUCUUGACAAGAAUUUGGGCAUCAUGGAUGUGACAUACUCUGUGGCCUGGCAGGUUGGCCGUACUAUGGCCCUCGGUGAUCAAGCUUUUGUUGCUGCGCUGGGACGUGUCAGAACAGCCGUGCACGCCGCCGCAGCGAAGCAAGUCAAGAUCAAUGCCGUCAAGGAGGUUAAGGAUACUGCAUUUCGCACUCACGAUGACCUUCUCAAGGAUCUUUCCUCCAUGGUCAAGGGACUUGCAGAUAUCCAUCUUCAAAAGCGCGGUUCUGAGCCUCAAGACCCUGGGGAAGCUCCUGAUCAGAGAAAGCCUGGCAGACCCGAGUUCAGGCAUGGAGGGGCCAAGCGGCGAUGGCACCACAAGAAGCUCCAGCGUCGCGAUCGACCGACGCUCUCCUUCGCUUCGCCUCUCUUUGAGGACAAGUACCCAGCUGCUGCGCUGGAUUCUGUUCGCAAACUGGCUUCAAGUCGAUCGGGCGACCCGUAUGAUGAGACAAAUGAUCCGCAAUCCUCAGACUGGAUGACGGUACUCUCAUGGUUGAUCGACCGGAUGUUCCUCGCCGGUGUACCAGCGCACUAUCUCAUACCUGAUCCGAGUUACCUCCAGCCCGAGAACUUACGCUUCUUCCACAUCGACAGGAACUGGGUCGACGCCCUCAUCGACGGCGCUCUAUCCCUCGGUAACCAUUUCGGUACUGACGAGGACCGCGUCGCUAUCAAGAAAGCACUCAAUGACUACAUCGGUCGUACACCUGAUGGAAUGGCCCAUCGUGUCCAAAUACCUGCUUACGGCUUCUACCUCCGCUCAGACUUGGUGACUAUGUUUCCAGAUCUUCGCGUUGAGGUCCUUUCCAACGAUAGCGCCCUCAAAUCCGCUGGUCAGGAUCCUCCUGCGGGAGCACCUCUUUUGCGGCAUGAGAUUGUAGCGGACGGGGUCAUGAUGGCGUUCAUGGACCGUGUUCCCGGCUCUGCACAGUUUUCGUCUCUUGUGUUUACGCAGCCAGCCCACCAGCAGCGUUUUGCUGUUGCUCGUGGUCUAGACACGACUGAGGUUAAAGUCAAUAUUAGACGGCAGUAUACUGUUGACCAGAGCACCAGGGAAACAGAUAAGGACAGACACAAGGCACUCAAAGAGAUCAGAUACACUCCAACUGGGGAGAAAAACAUCUUCAUAUGGAACUCUGUACCCAACCAGAGUCUCAAUGACUUGCGUAUCUUACGCCUUCCCGCUUUUGCAGAUGUGCAGCUCAAAGUCCUACAAGACAUGAUGGGAAAGCAAGAAGGAACUGAUACAUCUUACUUUGAGGAUAAUGCUUCAACUUCUGCACUAUUUGCUAUGCAACUCAACGAUCCCAUUUAUAACUUAACCAUCAAUAUGGCUGAUGCAUCCAAGGCUGCACAAGCUAUAGCUGGCUUGGCUCCUCCUGACAUUGGGGACGGAAACCCGGAGCUGAGGACUAUCAACAUGAUGGAAGCCGUGCGGGUCAAGAAGCUGUCUGCCCCUGGUGCAGAAGUAUCUCCCGCACCAGCUGAGAACGAUCCACACGAUGAGGAUGAGCACAAUGAUGCAAACCGCGAAGAUACCUUCAUGAGGGCUGCGGACUACGUUUCUCCACUGGAUGUGGUUUCAAACUACCUCUCACCUCAUGUCCGAGCGAUGCCACUCCAUCAAGGCCCAAGUGUCAGCGACUCAGAUAAAUUUCCCACCAACUCCCAGCAAGGCACAGAUGGAGCCGUUCCCUAUAAAGUCAAACCACCUGAAUCUGAGCCCGCAUCAGCACCUCGCUUCCUCAUACGCGUCAGCAGCAACCUGGCCGACAAUCACAGCCAAGUCGUGCUAGACAGGUUCAACCUACCCCAAGAUCUCAUCUUCUCCAUCAUCCUGAAACAAAGCGAGAUCAACCAGUACCUCCUCAUGGAGGUCACCAUCGACAUCGCACUGGGUUCAUCCAGCGAUGCCACAUACGCUUUGAUGUCAAAUUACACUGGUCCUGGCGCACACAUGUUGACGAACCUGCGCUUUAACGUGAUUCCAACGACGUUUCAUGACCAGAAUCAGGAUAAGUAUUACUUGCGCAUUCGUCUACUUCCUAGGGCUGAGAAGGGAUGGGUCAUGGCGCCGGCUGUGCCUGAGUUGAGCUUUCUGCUCGGGUUGGCGAGUAUCAAUGCUCCAGGGCUUGGAACUGCAACUGCAAUGGUCCAGUCUCGAGCAAGAUAUUGCAGAAACCCCGCUCUUCCUCUGGUGGAGCCCAAUGUGAUGAUAGUGGAUAAUCCUCCUCUGUCUGUAGAAGUAGUUAUGCAUUAG